Ficedula albicollis (Collared flycatcher) is the source of this 1528-nucleotide messenger RNA. RefSeq names its product RNA guanine-7 methyltransferase (gene RNMT). The transcript has 11 exons. Bases 176 to 1420 code for a protein of 414 amino acids. Lineage: Eukaryota; Metazoa; Chordata; Aves; Passeriformes; Muscicapidae. The record is from RefSeq and is a predicted model, not a curated record. Gene Ontology annotation, molecular function: mRNA 5'-cap (guanine-N7-)-methyltransferase activity. Gene Ontology annotation, biological process: 7-methylguanosine mRNA capping. Gene Ontology annotation, cellular component: nucleus.
GCCAUUCCCACAGCGCUCCAGGCGUUUUGAGCUCUCCGGCUGAAGGAGCUGCUGCUUCCUGUGUGCCCUUGGUUGCCGUCGCUAGGUGUGAAGGUCGGAUCGUUUCACAGUUUAGGCCUUCAGAACAUCUGCUUGGAACAGCCGGAUUUCCCCUCUGAUCAGUGAAACAGUCAAAAUGUCUGAAGUAACCAAGACAGAAGAACAGCAAGUAGAGAAGAAUUUGGAUGAAGAAGUGGAGAAAACACCUCAUGCUUUAGAGUCAGCUUCAGGUGUCGGGUGUGAAGGCAAUAGUUCUGCUUCAGGUACAGAUCAGUCCACUGAAAAUGAAAAACAAGUUGAUAGUGGUGAUCAGGAUGGGAGAGAAAAGAGGAAGAAUUUAGACUCUGAAGAUGAACCUUCCAAGAAAGUACAUGUGAUUGGCCAUGGGCAAGCUGUAGCUGCACAUUAUAAUGAGCUUCAAGAAGUUGGAUUGGAAAAACGUAGCCAGUCUCGCAUAUUCUACCUCCGAAACUUUAAUAAUUGGACAAAGAGUGUCCUCAUUGGUGAAUUUAUAGAUCGGGUACGACAGAAGAAGAGUGAUAUAACUGUUUUGGAUCUAGGAUGUGGGAAAGGUGGAGACUUACUGAAAUGGAAAAAAGGCAGAAUUAAAAAACUCGUCUGUACUGACAUUGCUGACAUUUCUGUGCAACAGUGCAAGCACCGCUAUGAAGAAAUGAAAUCCCGAUGUCGGUAUAAUGAACAUAUUUUUGAUGCAGAAUUCAUACAAGCAGAUAGUACCAAGGAUCUCUUGUCUUCCAAGUACAGUGAUCCAGAUAUGCGCUUUGACAUUUGCAGCUGUCAAUUUGUUUACCACUAUUCAUUUGAGACAUAUGAGCAGGCUGACAUGAUGCUUAAAAAUGCUUGUGGGAAUCUCUCUCCUGGAGGUUAUUUCAUUGGCACAACUCCAAAUAGCUUUGAACUUGUAAAGAGACUCGAAGCUUCAGAAACAAAUUCUUUCGGGAAUGAUGUGUACAAUGUGAAAUUUGAAAAGAAGGGAGACUACCCCUUAUUUGGCUGCAAGUAUGAUUUUCACUUGGAAGAAGUGGUUGAUGUCCCUGAGUUUUUGGUUUACUUUCCCUUACUGGAAGAAAUGGCAAAGAAACAUGGUAUGAAAUUAGUCUACAAAAUGACAUUUCGGGAAUUCUAUGAAGAAAAAAUCAAGAACGAGGAGCAUAAAAUGCUGUUAAGGAGAAUGCAGGCCUUGGAGCCAUAUUCUACACAUGGUGAUUCCAGGCUUGUUUCUGAUAAACCUGAUGAUUAUGAUCAUGCAAAAGAGUUUAUCAAAGAUGGCAAGGCAAAGUUACCAUUGGGAACCUUGAGUAAGUCUGAAUGGGAAGCAACAAGUAUUUACUUGGUAUUUGCAUUUGAGAAGCAACCAUAGGACUUCACAUACUGGAUGCAGCAAGAAGAGAUCAUAUCCAUGUGCAAGUUGGAAUGAUCAGAAAUCCAUUGUGGCAACUAUUUUUUUAUUUUUUAUUUUUUAUUUUUU